Messenger RNA from Marchantia polymorpha subsp. ruderalis, 1968 nucleotides. Lineage: Eukaryota; Viridiplantae; Streptophyta; Marchantiopsida; Marchantiales; Marchantiaceae. The record is from the annotation of a GenBank genome assembly.
GUUUGGAGGGUUUGGACGAGAAGAACGAAUUGACGACGAGAUCGAUCGAUGCCUCGAAUUCGCUUGCAGGCAGAAAUGAAUGCGACGGAAUCACGAAGGCAGCAGUGAGCAGGAAUCAGCGGAGCUCAAUCCCUCGCUCCUUGCAGCAUUUCCGGGCGCUCCCGUGCUGUUGAUUCGAUUGCAGCCGACAUGGCGGGAGACGGGGAGGGAGGCGCUGUCGAGCUGCAGCUGGGAGCGCAGCCUUUCGAUCUCGCAUUCCAUCCAACUUCCUCGAUCGUUGCCGUCGGUGUCAUCACCGGCAGCCUCCAGCUGUUUAAGUACGAAGCUGGAGCCGAGCCUCAGAAACUGUGGACUGUGAACGCCCAUACCGAGUCAUGCAGAGGGGUUCGCUUUGCCGAGGGAGGCAGAUUCAUAUUGAGCGCUUCAGCAGAUCACUCAAUUUUAGCAACAGACCCCGAAACAGGACAGGCCGCAGCCCGACUUACGGACGCCCACGAUGCAGCAAUUAAUCGCAUUGUCAAUGCCACUGAGACGACGGUAGCAACAGGAGAUGAUGAAGGAACGAUCAAGAUUUGGGAUACACGACAAAAUUCCUGUGUUGGAACGUUUGACACUCAUGAAGAUUUUAUAGCAGAUAUGGAGUAUGUACCUGCUAGUCAUCAGUUACUUGGUGCCAGUGGAGAUGGAACUCUCUCUCUCUGCAAUCUUCGAAGAAUGAAGGUUGAUGCCCAGUCACAGUUCGCGGAGGAUGAACUCCUGUCUGUCGUGGUUGUUAAGAACGGAAGGAAGGUGGUUUGUGGGUCACAGGAGGGCAUCUUACUUAUCUACUCGUGGGGUUAUUUCGCAGAUUGCAGUGAUCGUUUUGUAGGCCAUCCGAACUCUGUCGACGCCUUGUUGAAGCUAGAUGAGGAGACGCUGAUUACGGGCUCAAGUGACGGAAUGAUCAGAGUUGUGUCUAUCCUUCCCAACAAGAUGAUUGGGGUUAUAGGAGAGCAUGCAGAUUUUCCUGUUGAGCGACUAGCGUUUUCAAGCGACAAAUCCAUCUUGGGAAGUGCAUCUCACGAUAACACUGUUAAGCUUUGGGAUGUCAAGUAUCUGCUAGAAGAAGAUGAAGGUAUUGAGGAAGAGAGGCAGGAAGCCAAUGCUGACGUGUCAGGGAGAGAUGCCGAUGCAUCAGUCCCAAAUGGCACACCAGCUCAGGCUCCCAUGGCUGUCGAUAGCGAUGAGGAAAUGGACUCUGACGAAGAUCAAGGAGCAGGAUCAAGCUCGAAGAAGAAAAAGAAGGGUAAAAAGGUUACUACCAAAAAUAAUACAUUUUUCGAUGGCCUUUUAUGACAAAAGGCAAAUUAUCCGGGGUCCUUCUGUUUCUGCAAUAAAGCUCAGAUUUAUCUUGCAGUGAAUUGCACAUUUAUUUUUCUGUUUUGUCCUCUAGCAUUUAAGGGCACACAAAUGUUGUACAAGGUGAGUAGAAAGCCCUAUCAUGCCCCCCGGUAAGAUUUCGUAGGUCUUUGAGCAAUAUUCAAUAAUCUUCUACGUUCAUAUUUAAGGAAGUCAACGGGUUUUGCUUUGGGACGACAGCUCUUCCCAGAUUCUGAGCUGUCACAAAGCAGAAAAAUAGUGGAACAGAUUGGUCUGUUGUUGAAACAAGAUGCGGAUCGACAAGUCUCAGAAUCUGCAACAUCGACAAGGAAUGUACUUCUGCUUUAUCUGUAACCUGUUUGUACAGUACAUAGGAGAAAUAUGGACUGUGGUACAACCUAGACGGUUUUUCCAGAGUCGCGUUACCAGUAACUUAAUACUCGUAACUUGUGCCCCGAAAAUGGACUAGAUGUACCGCUGCAACAUCUCAAAGCAAGCACAAAAAGUACAUUAUUUGAAGGUGAGAUCAGGAUGCCAUCAGGAACUUGCAUAACUUUCGGUUUCGAAUCAAAUUUGUAUAAAUCCUUUUGUGUUCGGUUUCUCGAGAGC